AUGAGUGGUAUCAAAAUAGAUGUUGGAGCUGUGAUAUUCCAAGAGAUAGGGAUUCGGGAAACACAGACUGCUACUUCACUCCCGUUCCCUUCUUUAAUCACAACCCUAUGCAAAGCCGCGCAAGUUCCUGUAGAUGAGCGCAAAGACAAAACCGGAAAGGAAACACAGGUCAUUGAUAUCACCAGACUUAGUGAUGCUGUUAUCCCACCCGUGGUUCCAGUUCAGGAGCAGACUACUGAAGAGCCUUCUGACUCCCAGCCCACUGUAACCCCUCAGGUUACUGUGGCAGCAUCCUCCACCUCCGAGCCUGCUUCUAAAUCCACCACUGUCCAGCCGGCUACAGCCAUUCCUGCUGUCUCCAAGCUUGGUCUAUUGGCUCAGCAUGCCAAUGCCAAGGUAGACCAGCUUUUGAAGACUUUUCCAACUCUCAUCAAACAAGCCCUGACUCCGAUGCAAGCCUCAGUGACAGAACUUCAACAGCAACAGUCAAAGUAUGAGGAUCGGUUACAGCAACUUGAGUUGAGGGUGGAAAAGAUAGAGAGGGGGGAAAUUAGUGGAUUGCCUGGACUCAAGGAGGAGGUUGCUUCUAUGAAGACCGAGCUCCAAAAGAUGCAGAACUUGGAGUUCGAUCUGUCACCCCUCCUUCCCACUGAUGGUGACCAGGCUACAGGCACAGCACCCCCGGACUUAGGUCUUGAUUUCUCCGCACUGAUGACUGAUACUGCCCCUCCUCCAGCACAUAUUGAGAUCCCUUCUGGGGAGGAGUACGGAGGUUCUGGUAAGUCAGAGGAUGAGGAGGAAGAUGAGGGCGAGGAUGAGGAAAGUUCUGGAUAUUCAAGCGAUGACGGCCCUCAGGAUAAAGGAAAGCAGAUUGCGGAUGCUUCUGUCGAGGAUGUUAUUAUUGAGGAUGCUGCUAUGGAAGAAGUGGAGCAAGCAGAUACGCAGAGAGCGAUCCAGCAGUCUCUAGUAGACUUGACCCUGCCUACAGCUCCAUCAACUGCCCCACCAUCAGUGGGCGAGUCUAGCAGUUCACAGGCUCCAGCACCAGCCCCAGCUCCAGCUCCAACACCUGCUCUGAACCAGCCUGGGAGCACUCCUCCAUCAGUAGAGGUCACUCCUCAGACCGAGCCCUCAUCGGUCCCAGCUUCCACAUCCGAGGGUGACCCCUCCAGCACUCAGCCAGCUACCAACUCCCAUAGCACUUAG
Messenger RNA from Nicotiana attenuata, 1206 nucleotides. Its product is annotated as actin cytoskeleton-regulatory complex protein PAN1-like. Lineage: Eukaryota; Viridiplantae; Streptophyta; Magnoliopsida; Solanales; Solanaceae. The coding region runs from base 1 to 1206 and encodes 401 amino acids. The record is from RefSeq and is a predicted model, not a curated record. The transcript has a single exon.